Molecule: messenger RNA, 4806 nt
Organism: Perca fluviatilis (European perch)
Lineage: Eukaryota; Metazoa; Chordata; Actinopteri; Perciformes; Percidae
Gene: mrtfba
Product: myocardin related transcription factor Ba
Exons: 18
Coding region: 323-3607 (1094 amino acids)
Biological process (GO): smooth muscle cell differentiation
Source: RefSeq, a predicted model, not a curated record
GAACCUAGACCAGUCGCAGCCAUUUUACUCCGCGAAAUAAACUUCAAUCACACAGCUAGAGGGAAAAAAAACUAAAUACACAAGCUAAUUUCGCUGACAUUCAUGGAUAUCUCAUUGUAAACAAGACCUCGGACAGAUUCGGGGUUCAAGUCUUUGCAAUUCGGUUUGACUCCAUGGCUUAGUGUGACUCUUGACAGCAACUAGCCCGGGCGUCUCUCUCCGCUCUCCCCUACUGUCCUCUGCCACUGCAGGUAGCAGCGAGACACAACCAAAGGGACGGUGACCAGAACCCCCUGUUAGUGGCCUCCCCUCCUGAGGCAAGAUGGAGCUCCAGGCGUCUCACGGGCAGCUAGGAGCAGAGGGGGAUUGCGAGAUGUCGAGUCUGCUGUUGGCCAGUCCCCAGAGCGAGGCGGUGACCCAUGAGCUGGAGGAGCUGUCGCUGCAACCACUGCCUCCACUCAACGAACGGAAAAAUGACCAGGACUCUCAGUCUCAGACAAUGGCCUGUUUGGAGGUAGAGACCCAGAGUGACUGCACUAGGUUCAGAGCAGUCCUGCAGUUGAGGCUUCAGCAAAGGCGAACCCGGGAGCAGCUGGUGGAACAGGGCAUCAUGCCACCUCUGAAGAGCCCGGCAGCUUUCCAUGGGCAGAUCCGGAGCUUGGAGAGAGCCAGGACCGAGAAUUUCCUCAAGCACAAGAUCCGCAGCCGUCCAGAGAGAGCAGAGCUGGUCAGGAUGCACAUCCUGCAAGAGACCGGAGCAGAACCCUCACUACAGGCCACCCAGAUGAGAUUGAAGAGGGCCCGGCUUGCCGACAACCUGAACGAGAUGUUAGCCCAGAGACCCGGCCCCAUGGAGCUGGUGGAGAAAAACAUCCUGCCUGUGGAUUCCAGCGUUAAACAGGCCAUCAUCGUGGGUCAGGUGAAUUAUCCCAAAGUGUUGGAUGAAGACAGCAGCGAUGCCCUGUCCCCAGAGCAGCCGGCCAGCCAGGAGUCUCAGAAUUCUGUCCCCUCUCCCGUGGAGAACAAAGUGCCAGAAAUGCCCUCUCCAGCCCCAGCACCACCACCACCACCACCAAUGCUGCAGGCCUUCCCAGGUGCUUCACAAGCAGCAACGGACUUUAUGAAAGCGAUGUCUACCAUUGAGCAGCCUGCCAGCCGCCCAGCCAUCACUCCUGCACAGGCAUUCACCACAACUGCUCCUUCCAAACCAGGCCCAACACUGGUGAAACAAAGCCAGCAGAAGUUUCCCUCAGAGAAGAGCCGCAGUAAGAAGGGCAAAGAGCCGAAGUCCAGGGUGAAAAAGCUCAAGUACCACCAGUAUGUUCCCCCCGACCAGAAGCAGGAGGCCAGUGAAGCACCCAUGGACUCCUCUUAUGCCCGACUGCUGCAGCAACAGCAGUUGUUCCUCCAGCUGCAGAUCCUUAGCCAGCAGCAGCAGCACUACAACUACCAGACUAUAUUACCAGCACCACUUAAGCCUGUGGCCGAGGGUCAGAGCAGCAGCGCCGGCAGCCUGCCAACCUCCAUCGUGGUGUCUUUGCCCACCGCUCCUCCACCUCCCCCCGUGACUCCGGCUCCGGUUCGUCCAAACAACUCGCUCUCGAACCGCAAGCCAGGAGUGUUGCCUGCCAACCUGGAGGAGAUGAAGGUGGCUGAGCUAAAACUGGAGCUAAAGCUGCGUGGCCUCCCUGUGUCAGGAACAAAGACCGAUCUGAUAGAAAAACUGAAGCCUUUCCAGGACAAUCCCUGCACCUCUGCUCCUACCACCACCACCACCUUCUCCUCCAUGCCCAUGGAGGUCACCACCACCACCACUACAACACCCGCUAUAGUUUUUCCAGUCCAGCAAGUUGCUCCAGAGACUAUUAACCCCACACCGCCGGUCUCACCCAUUCCCACUGAUCGCUCCACACUCCAGCAGGAUGCACUUCUCCCGUCUUUCCACGUCCCGGAGGAAAAGGACAGGCGGCUCCAUGAGAAGGAGCAGCAGAUAGUGGAGUUGAUGAGGAAGCUGGAGCAGGAGCAGAGGUUGGUGGAGGAGCUGAAGAUGCAGCUGGAGGUGGAGAAGAGAGGCCAGGGUGGCUGCACCGCUGACUCUGCCUCUGUGUCUCCCAAACUCACUUCUGUACCUGCCAUGAAUCCUGUUCCCACCGUCCUGAACUCAAACGUAAUAAAAAUGGAGGGUGCAGUGUUGUCGAACUGUUCAUCCACUACACAUGCAAUCCCCAACUGUAUCCUGGGCUCGCAGACUCUCUCUCCCCUGCCAACAGUGGUCAAGUUGGAGGAUGUGACUGUUUCUUCUGUCAAGCCGCUCCAGCUCCAGACCCAAACCCAGCUCAUCAACCAGAUCCAGCCCCAAACCCAGCCCCAAAUAACCAACAGCCCACAGAUACGCUCCCCAUCACAGAGAAGUCCCAAGGUUCAGACCCAGCCACAGUCCCAACCUGCAGCCCCCAGCCUGCAGCAGUUCUUCAUCAGCCACCCAGGUGGGGUGUCCCAGGUGCUGGGUCAGCCUCAGACCUUGUUAACCACGACUGGCCAGCCUGGGAGGAUCCUCCUCCCAGUCUCGCUACCCAAAAACACUACUGCAAUCCAGCUGCCAAGCUCCGCUGUCAGCCUGCAGCCUGUUCUUCAGGCCACAGUCUCAAAUCCAGGCCUGGUCCAGGCCUCAGUUCCUCAGCUGCAAACCACUAAGAUGGAGACGGCACCCAGCCAGCAGUUAACCAACCACAACCCAUUGCUACAGACUCUGACUAUGUGCAAUAACACUACUGGCUUGGAGAACCAGACUAGGCCUGAGAUGAAUCCCCAGUGUUUCCUGAGAAGCUCCCCAGAGAACAGGGUCUCUCCACGGGCUUCUUCAUCCAACCACAACAUCUCCAACGGACCCCUCAAUAAGUCUCCUUCUCCCCAGCCUACCUUCAUCCUUCAGCCCACCUCCCUUGUUACUCAGCCUCACAAGACAAGAGAGCCUCCCCGCUAUGAGGACGCCAUCAAACAGAGCCGCAACUUGCACAUCAACAAUGUUUCACAGGUUCCCACGGCAACCAGCCAGCAAAUGGAUGACUUGUUUGACAUCCUUAUACAGAGUGGAGAAAUCACUCCAUUUAUCCAGCAGGACCCCCAUGUGUCUCUCACUAAGACAAUCCCAGUCACAGCGAGCAUCUCCACCCUGCCGGUCAACACCGCUCUCUCCAGGCCGCCUCCACAGAUCCAGGUGGCUCCUCCGCCCACCCUGAGCCCCAUCAUGGACCACGGCCUGCCCAGCCUCUCCUCGCUGGCCACAGACAAUCAGCUGGAAGCCUUUCUGGAGAACACACUGGCUGAAACGGCGCCAGCGUCAGACCCGCGCACACAGGGCCUGAUGGAGGAGCUGCAGGCCCAGCUGAUGGAGCAGCAGCCCUACUCUCCCAUGGACACAUCAGACCUGUCCUUCUGUGAUUCUUCCUCGCCCUCCUCGCUCAACAUGGGUCUGUCUGACCCAGGCCUGGACAACAUGGAGUGGCUGGACCUCACCAUGCCGCCAGGUCCUGCUGGCGCACUCACACCCCUGGGGAUCCCAACGGACUUCCUGGAUACACAAGACCUGCAGCUGCACUGGGACUGACCGAGGGGUGGAUGAGAGAAAAAGAAAUCCGGUGUGUCCAGGGAGUUGGCAGAGCAGGUCAGUCAGGAGUGAGAGAUGGAUGGAUGAAGAGAAGAAGAAAGGGAUUGGCAGCCACAAAGAGGUUGCAUUCUAACAUGUUAAAUAAGGAGAACACAUGGCAUUUCUGUGCCAUACCACUCUCACCAGUACAUCCAAACCAUCUGUAAUAUUCCCACUAUACUACAGUAAGAGAUGCUGUACAGGCAGUGCACUGAUUCAAGUUCAACUACAAGCAGGAGUUUGCACAGCUUUAAAAGACGGCCACUAAUGGCUGAACAACCACAAUAACGUCGUCACUAAGGUGAUUGUGGUCACCCAUCUUUUUAGUGAUGAAGAUUUUAAGCAGGCUAGACUUUUACAGCGUCUGAUGCGUCAUGAUUUUAAUGAUCACCUGAUUACAGGGACGAGGAGACGGAGCCAAACAAAGACUGGUCGCUCGGACUGUUUGUAAAUACUCUUUAAACCACACUAAUACAGCGUAACUUUUCCCUGGGACAGAGAGCCUGAAUAGCACCGACGGCUGAUAUUACCCGUUUAUUUCUGCUGGAGGUUCGGCCGGUUGCGAACACGGCGUUUAUUUGACUAUGUAAGCACAGUAACUCAAUGUAAAAGGGUGGAGGUGGUGUGAUGCGAAGGCGUUUGUUCCACUGAAGCAUACCGUGCCAUCCUAGGUCAUGAAAGCUGGUCGUUACAACACAAUAACCGUGUCGCUCUUAAUGACAGCUCACAGGCUCCAGAUGAAAUCUAGUCGUUAUAAACAUAAAGUUAUAGGAGCUUAGAUUCUCACUAAAAAUUCCUGCGAGGCUCGGGACACGAAUGCGUCAUGGUGUCAGUACAGACUCGGCCACUAAGCACUUCACCCGGGGAAGCUUAGACUAAACCGGUCCAAGCAGUUUGUUUCCUUUUAUGAUUGGAAGCCAGAUGGGCUCAGUCGGUCACUGAGCUAAGUUUUCAAGGGAUUUCUAACCGAGAGGAGGCCAAUCCUCUGUUCACACUGGUCCAGUCUACCACCUACUGUACGUUACAAUGUUUGCUGACUAAUCUGACUCGUUGUGUCAGAUGUGACUGUUUUCUUCUGACCUAUCGCGACCCCGCGGUCAAGCUGAUGAACCAAUGACUGUAAAGAACAAAGACGAGAGGAGGAAGCUCCUCAAUCUGUG